This is a messenger RNA of Molossus molossus (Pallas's mastiff bat), 9113 nucleotides long. It is a transcript of the gene CLSTN2, whose product is annotated as calsyntenin 2. Gene Ontology annotation, biological process: homophilic cell-cell adhesion; positive regulation of synapse assembly; positive regulation of synaptic transmission. NCBI's taxonomy places the organism in Eukaryota, Metazoa, Chordata, Mammalia, Chiroptera, Molossidae. Gene Ontology annotation, cellular component: cell surface; postsynaptic membrane. Gene Ontology annotation, molecular function: X11-like protein binding; calcium ion binding; kinesin binding. The record is from RefSeq and is a predicted model, not a curated record. The transcript is spliced from 17 exons. The coding region runs from base 1 to 2913 and encodes 970 amino acids.
AUGGCAGUGAUCGCCUGCUGGGGCGCUGGAUUAAAUCAGGUGGGCCGGAAGUUCCGAGUGCAGGGCCUGGGGCAGAGCACGUGCUGGGGCUGUCGUUACUUCCGUCUGGGUGGCCGAGGCGAGGCCGUCGGGCGCACGAGCAUCGCUAGGAUACACUUGUUGGGUGACAUUUCCACGCCCAUCUGCGACACGGCGGCGUUGGGCCAGGUCUCCGGAGGCCGCCUCGGGCCUGGCAGCCUGUGUGGAGGAAAUGGCCUGCAGGUGACCCCACUCACUGCCUUCCAUCCUUCUGCAGGGGAAAUUUGUGCGUUCAAGAUCCACGGCCAGGAGCUGCCCUUUGAGGCCGUGGUGCUCAACCAGACGUCGGGAGAGGGCCGGCUCCGCGCCCGGGGCGCCAUCGACUGCGAGCUGCAGAAGGAGUACACGUUCAUCAUCCAGGCCUACGACUGCGGCGCGGGGACCCGGGCGGCCGCCUGGAAGAAGUCGCACAAGGCGGUGGUCCACAUCCAGGUGAAGGACGUCAAUGAGUUUGCGCCCACCUUCAAAGAGCCGGCCUACAAGGCCGUGGUGACCGAGGGCAAGAUCUACGACAGCAUCCUGCAGGUGGAGGCCGUGGAUGAGGACUGCUCCCCCCAGUACAGCCAGAUCUGCAACUAUGAGAUUGUCACCACCGAUGUACCUUUUGCCAUCGACAGAAAUGGCAACAUCAGGAACACCGAGAAGCUGAGCUACGACAAGCAGCACCAGUACGAGAUCCUGGUGACGGCCUACGACUGCGGCCAGAAGCCGGCCGCUCAGGACACCCUGGUGCAGGUGGACGUGAAGCCCGUGUGCAAGCCCGGCUGGCAAGACUGGACCAAGAGAAUCGAGUACCAGCCCGGCUCGGGGAGCGUGCCGCUGUUUCCCAGCAUCCACCUGGAGACCUGCGACGGGGCCGUGUCCUCCAUCCAGAUCACCACGGAGCUGCAGACCAACUACAUCGGGAAGGGGUGUGACCGGGAGACCUACUCUGAAAAGUCCCUGCAGAAGUUAUGUGGAGCCUCCUCCGGCAUCAUCGACCUCUUGCCGUCCCCCAGCGCUGCCAUGAACUGGACGGCAGGACUGCUGGUGGACAGCAGCGAGAUGAUCUUCAAGUUUGACGGCAGGCAGGGUGCCAAGAUCCCUGAUGGGAUUGUGCCCAAGAACCUGACAGACCAGUUCACCAUCACCAUGUGGAUGAAACACGGCCCCAGCCCUGGCGUGAGAGCCGAGAAGGAAACCAUCCUCUGCAACUCAGAUAAAACCGAAAUGAACCGGCAUCACUACGCCCUGUACGUGCACAACUGCCGCCUGGUGUUCCUCCUGCGGAAGGACUUUGACCAGGCCGACACCUUCCGGCCCGCAGAGUUCCACUGGAAGCUGGACCAGAUUUGUGACAAAGAGUGGCAUUACUAUGUCAUCAAUGUGGAGUUUCCUGUGGUUACCUUAUACAUGGAUGGAGCAACAUAUGAACCAUACCUGGUGACCAACGACUGGCCCAUUCAUCCAUCUCACAUAGCCAUGCAACUUACGGUCGGCGCAUGCUGGCAAGGAGGAGAGGUCACCAAACCGCGGUUUGCCCAGUUCUUCCACGGCAGCCUGGCCAGUCUCACCAUCCGCCCUGGGAAAAUGGAGAGUCAGAAGGUGAUUUCCUGCCUGCAGGCCUGCAAGGAAGGGCUGGAUCUCAACUCCCUGGAAAGCCUCGGCCAAGGAAUAAAGUAUCACUUCAACCCCUCUCAGUCCGUGCUGGUGAUGGAAGGUGACGACAUCGGGAACAUCAACCAUGCGCUGCAGAAGGUCUCCUACAUCAACUCCAGGCAGUUCCCGACCGCAGGAGUGCGACGCCUCAAAGUCUCUUCCAAAGUCCAGUGCUUUGGAGAAGACGUGUGCAUCAGCAUCCCCGACCUGGACACCUACGUGAUGGUGCUGCAGGCCAUCGAGCCCCAGAUCACGCUCCGUGGCACUGACCGCUUCUGGAGACCCGCCGCCCAGUUCGCAAGUGCCAGAGGGGUGGUCCUCUUCCCCGACAUCAAGAUCGUGAGCACCUUCACCAAAGCCGAGGCCCCAGCCCCCAAAUCAGCAGUCUUAGAAGAAAUGCUCCACAACUUAGAUUUCUGUGACAUUCUGGUGCUGGGAGGGGACUUGGACCCCAGAGAGGAGUGCUUGGAGCUUAACCACAGUGAGCUCCACCAGCGACACCUCGAUGCCACCAACUCCACAGCGGGCUACUCCAUCUACGGUGUGGGCUCCAUGAGCCGCUACGAGCAGGUGCUGCGUCACGUCCGCUACCGCCACUGGCGCCCUGCCACCCUGGAGGCCCGGCGGUUCAGGAUCAAGUGCUCGGAGCUCAAUGGACGCUACAGCAGCAACGAGUUCAACCUGGAGGUCAGUGUCCUCCAUGAGGUCAGAGUCUCAGACGAGGAGCACGUCAACCACCUUAUCGUGCAGCCUCCCUUCCUGCAGUCCGUCCACCACCCCGAGUCCCGGGUCAGCGUCCAGCACAGUUCAGUGGUCCCCAGCAUCUCCACGGUGGUCAUCAUCAUCUCCGUGUGCAUGCUAGUGUUUGUGGUGGCCAUGGGUGUGUACCGGGCCCGGAUCGCCCACCAGCACUUCACCCAGGAGACCGAGGCUGCCAAGGAGGCCGAGAUGGAUUGGGAUGACUCUGCGCUCACUAUCACAGUCAACCCCAUGGAGAAGCACGAAGCGCCAGGGCGUGGCGAGGAUGAAACUGAGGAGGAGGAGGAGGAAGUGGAAGAAGACAUAAGCUCCAGCAGCAGCGACUCAGACGACAGCGACGAGGAGGAGGUGGAGGAGGGGACGGGCCGGGGCAGACAUGGGCAGAGUGGAGCCAGGCAAGCCCAGCUGGAGUGGGACGACUCCACCCUCCCCUACUAGUGCCCGCUGUCUGCGCCCACCCACCUGUCCCUUUUGUAAGCCACACCUGAUGUCUGUGAGUCUAUCACCAUCGCCUCUGAUUUUGAUGACUCUGGGCAGACCUUCCCCAGCCUCCCGGAACCUGCCUCUCAUGCCUUGGGCACCCCCGUGUCCCGGCCCUCGGCUGGUUCCAAGAAGCCCAGCAUCAUCCUCAGUGGGGACUUCAGGGUGGACUUUGUCCUGCGGUCCCCACUUCUUCUGCCCUGGGCUCCCCCAGCGUCCUGUCAGCCAGUCGCACGGUUCUGCCUUUGCUCUUCUCUGCAGGGCAGAAGGUCAGGUUUUAUUUCAGUCACCUCCCUGGGCUCCGUGUCCCCAAGGCCCUUGGGUUCCAACUCACGGUGUGUGCACCUGACUCAGUCGUCUCUCCUCACAGACCAGCAGGUUCUCCUUACCUGACGCCAGGUGGCUUCUUUCAGGCAGGGUGGCUGGACUUCACACACCUGAGAUCUGGUCCUCAACUCUAAAGGCAAGGCCUUGUUGAGGCCAAAUCAAGUUCACAGGGAGAGGUUCACACACUCAUGUACGCAUGCACACACUCCCCAGAUUGGAGAGCCUUUCCCUUUGACCUUUCUGAGGCAAUAGAAGCUUAUAUGAAAAGUCCAAAACCCGAACCACAGCAGGACCUGGUCCCCAGCCAAAGCUACAGGAGUCUACCUGCCUGAGCAGCCGCUGAGACCCACAUGGCUUCCCUGUGGGGGGCUCCUGCCCCAUGAAGCCACUGGACCCAGGAACACUCCACACAGGCACUGCCCCGGGCGACAGCUGCAAAAGGCCUGCAGCCACAGGUCAGAAGGAAGGGCUGAUGAGGAGACACUGCUGGGCUUCAUGGUGGGCGCAGAUCUGGGACACAGGGUGGCCCGGUCCACCCAGGCCAGAGGGCAGCCCCGGGGGACAAGGCUCUCGCCACCUGGUCUUACGAUCCAGUCCCCUAUUUCACGCUGGUUUGCCUCUGAAGGAAAUGCAUCCCUCUUAGAUGUAUUAGAACAAGUGUGAACGGCAUCAAGUCUAAAAUGAAAGUUUGCAAAUUUAACUGCUGGGAAUUAGACACAUUGGUGAUAACAGCUGCUGCUUUUUUCUCAUAAAAGGAACAACACUUUGGGUGGAGGGCAAAUAUAUCUGAAACCAAAUUUAUUUAUUUCUUCUUUUUUUUAAUAAGGAAAUCUUUUCCAUCUCCUUCCUAACAUGGACACCUCAUGGGGAGAAUUGUUGCUAUAGUAACCGGUCUGCAAUCUUUGGUGGCCAAGAGAAUAGCAGGCGAGAAUUAGGGGCGUUAUCAGACUUCCAGGUGGCUCGGACGUCUCAGGCUUUGUCCUCAGCGUGUGUGAUCUGUCCCUGUCUUCCCAGUCUCCUCCAUCCCAUUUCAUUUUGGCUCAACGCAGGCACGGAGCUGGUCCCUAGCUACAGUGGCAUUCAGAUUCAAAAGAAAGUUCAGAAUCUGUUCAUUCUAGCCCCCGUGUCAUCGAAACAGAGCUUAUAAAGGGACCACUGUCAAUGUCCUCUAGUCUGACCUUCACCCAGUGAGGACCCACGAUAAGCCUUUGCAGCCUCCUGAGUCCAGAAAACUACCUUAUGCAGCUCUUUCUGUCGCCUACAGUGUUUGUUGCAUCUGUUCCUUCCUUUGAGCCGCACAGUGAGCCCGUGAGGUAGCUGGAACAUCUGUUGUCAGGCACAUUCCAGUAUGAGUAAACUGAGGUUCAGAGAUUCAAACAUCUUGCUCAGAGUAAAUCGGAGAGAGAGUCAAGACUGGACUUCCCGCUUGCCACGCCUGGUCCAGUGCCCACCACCCCGAUUCUACGCAUGUUCAUGUUUAUGCAGCUAAUGCAGGGGACCUACUAUGUGCCAAGCGCUCACCCAGAAGCUGUGGGGAGGGAAUGAGGGUGCAUAAGAUAAGCCUCUCCCCUAGAGGACGUGACGGUUUCAGAGCAAAACAAAGGGGCAUGGACAUGAUACGAGGGACAAGUACAGAGAGAGGGAGAGAAGUCACAGGAAGGAGAGGGACACGGCCACAAACUCAACCAGUGCUCUUAUUUCCCUCCUCAGGGAACAAUGCUGGCAGACAUUGGGGUUUUCUAUUCACUGAUGGAGACAGACACCUGUGUGACUUCUCCCAUCCAGGCAGCCCUUCCCUCCCUGCUGCGUCUGCACGUCCACAAGGAGAAAAUCCACAGGACUGUGGUCCCACAAUCCCCUCGUCUCCGAUGGCUCGUCCCCCAUUCGUGGCUGAGGGAGCAGCUGGGGUGUGUCAGAUCUUCCCGUGGUUGUGCGGAGGGAGCACGUGAAAGCGGCGCUUGGCGAGGGCAGCAGAGCUGGGCCUGGAUUAUAUGCAGAGAAACAACGGGCCGGGUCGUCAGAGCCCUCUGCCAACCCCUGCCGGGAAGGGUCGCACUGCAUGCCAGUUCAGAGAGGAGGCACUUGAAAUGGUGCUGCUGGGUCAAUGUUCCCAACGCCCUGCUCAUCACCAUGGUGGGACCAGGGAGGGUGGUUAUGUAAAAGUAACAGGCGCUUCAGGGAUCGCCCAGGUGAGCGGUGAGUCAGGGCACUCGCCCUCCACCAGAUGUUCUACCACAGGUGGAAAAGGUCAUGAAUCAGCCCAGCAUGUUCCAGGCUCCAUGUGCUGGCAUCUGGGAGUCAAACUCCCCGAUGACCUGGCCACACUGUGACCUCUCAUCCAGAUGUCAACAGUGGCAGAUGCAGACUUGAGCCCAGGGGGAACAGCUGACCGGUGCGGCCAGAGGCCAGACCGUUGCUUGUCUUUCCGAGUGCACGGUCAGACCCUGCUCUCAGGACCUUGAAAACAUAGGCUGACACCUCUCCAGUGACGCGGGUGACAGGGAGGAGGGGGAAGAAGAGGUUGAGUCGGAAAGGCCAGCACAGAAGGAGCUGCCCUAGUGGAGUAAAGCAAUCAACGAGCUGGCCGCCUUCUUAAAGAAUGCUAAAAGCAUAUUCUCGUAGGUGUAAUCAAAUGCUAAAAAUCUGACCAAAGCCCCAAUCCAUCUAGAUACAAAAUGUGACUUCAGUGAGACCUCUUUCACUACCGCCGUCCUGAACGUGCUCAGCGCUGUCCAGCAGGCUCAGGCCACAAACCUCUGCACGUAGCGAGGCCUGUACAUGGUGGAUACGGGCCCUGCGGGGAGAGGCCCCCGUGGGAAGCAGCGCUCUUCAGGCCUGUGCACACGGCAGGGCUCAGCAAACCUUCCUGCAAAGAGCCGAUAGUAAAUAUUUGGGGCUUUGCAGGCCUAUGGUCUCCGCCGCAAGCAUUCCGCUGUGUCCUUGCAGCACAGAACCAGCCACAGACGUUACUUACACCCAUGAACAUGGCUACACUCCAAAAUAACUUUAUUUAUGAACACUCCAAACACCAAAUUUGAAUUCAUAUUCUUUUCACAUGUCAUGAAACUUUAUUACUCUUUCGAUUGUGAUUUUCAACCAUUUAAAUGGGGAAAACUUCCUGAGCCCAGGGGCCAUGUAAAAAGUGCCAGCCAGCCAGACGUGGCCCUGGGUCAUAGUUUGCACACUCCUACCCUGUGUGCGUGGAAAGCAACCCUCUGUCUGCUCAGAGAAAGCAAAUCUCUUUCUUAGACCCUCCCUUCAACUACCCAGAUGCCUUUGUCUCCAAAAUGAACAACAGACACCACCACAGUCUUUAAUUCAGCUGUUUUAAAAGUCUGUGUUCGGAGGAAAACAAAAGCAAAAAACACUCGUUACUUGUUGAGCUGACUCAAAUGCAGGCGAGCAUUUGAGACGAAGGCCCUGGGUCCAAGCACUGACUGGCCCUGAGCAGAACCCACUGAGCUGAGGGCCAACUCCCAGGCGUCUCUGCACGACUCAGCAGAUCCGAUCCUGAUUUCUAAGCAGGCGUGUUCAUUAUCUCAGACUGAUUUCCAUUUCAGCCAGCUCAUGCCUUCACUCUAAAAAUGAUUCUAAACACUUGUGACUGUUUGAAUCAAUAGUGAUGUAAUCAGUAGAAAGCCCGACCCAGCACACUUCAAAAUAACAGUCUUCUUGGCUUGAUGGUUCAAUAUUAGCAAGAGGCAGAAAACGAGGACUUCUGCUUAACCAUCUCUCAUUUAAAUUAACCACACCACUUUUUCAAAACAGUGAGGGAGCGGGUCUAAUUCUUUGAAAGAAGUGACCAGUGCAGAGUAGAUGCUUUUUAGGUAAGAUCCCUCUCGGGCCUUCGGGAGAUGCUCCAAGCCUCCUGCAGUGCACUCUGGUGGGCUUACUGAUGGUACACGGUUCUCUAUCCGCAUCCGACAUUUAUCGAGGCUGACAAGCCAAAGCCCAUGGCACAAUUUAAUUUUCAUGUGACCAUUUUCCCUUGUCCAGCCGCAGGCAAAGGAAAUGAGCAAUGAACGUUUUGAAGUCUGCCCCAGCACCUUCAGCUCCCUGUCUCUAUUUGCUUUCCUUUAUAGAUUUAUUCUGCACCUGCUUUGUAGCUCUUGCUCUAGUUUUCCUUUCGGCGCCAGCUGGAAAGGAGAGUUGGCUUUCCGGGGGCUGUGGAUUCGAAGCCAGUUUGACUAUGCCAGGGACACAAGAAGAGACAGAAGUCACCUCCGCCAGCCCCUCAGAGCUAGCCGACAUUGCCUGUGUGCCUUCAGUGCUGGGUUCUGUUUGCAGCUUUGUUCCAUGUCAUGAAGCAAAUUCUCGCUGAGCACCCGUUGUGUGCCAGGCCCGGUGCCAGGAACCAGGGAAGGGAGGAAGAGUAGGACCUCCCUGCCCAUGGCCUUUCGCGCUCUGCAGAGUUAGAUGCUGUCCAUGAGGAGUCAGGACACUGGGGACAGAAGCUGAGGGUUGGGCAAGGUGGGAUAACUUGCUGCGGCCAUUCUCCACCCUGUCGGGGGGUCGGUGUAAUUCUGGGAGCCCUGACUCACGUCCUGGGCCGGCUGAGGUGUCUCCGGGAAGCCGGCCACGCUUCCCUCUGUUUCUCAAUUCCGCCCGGUCUGACAGGCCACCUGCAGAUGAGCACCGGUCAUCCUGCCCACUGGGCCAGAGGGAGUUCUGAAGGUCAACAGCAGGCAGCCAGACCUCGGAAGUUAAGAAGAGCGACCCAGGUACAGGGAUAGCCUGAGCCCAGGCCCAAGGCCAUGCAGCAGCCUGAGGCGGAGGAGCCCCUCGAAGACCCCACGUCGUCGCUGGAGAGGGGAAAGGACCAGACUCCCGAGGCCUGCUGAGGGUCCACACCUGACCCUGGGGAGCAGCGGUUCUCGAGGUGCAGGUCUGCACUAGCAGCCUCCUCAUCCCGACAUCGAGUGAGCGAUGCAAAUUCCCAGGCCGCACCCAAGACCUACCGCGCCAGACACUCCGGGGUGGGCCCAGCCACCCAUGUGUUAGUGAGCUCUCCGACCCUAAUGCCCACUAAGGUUUGAGAACCAUGAGGAGACUGACUUGAGCUGGCUUUGGGAAGAGAUGACUGUUAGCAAGAUAAAAUAAUCAACCACUAGCGUAGUGAGGAGAGGGGCCCGCCAGGCCCCAGUCCUCGCUCCCUGAGGCAGUGGGCUCAGAGAACCCUGGUCCUAGCCCCUAGGGCAGGACCCAUUCCUGCAGGCCUGGCCCCUUUCAUCCUGGAGAGGCUGUAUUGAGGUCACCCAUCCCUAGGAGCCUCCAUCCAGGUCCCUGCUCAAAGGCUGUUCUUUAGGGGAAAACAGUGACACCGCAGCAAUGACCCUGCAUCACCAGGAGAACCAGCCUCGGUGCGGGCGGAGACACGGGGCCUGGCAGACGGUGGACGUGGUCACAGAAGGACACUGCAGGUGCGUGCAGCGCUGCUCCUGGGGGAUAGGACUGGGACACACAGCGGCAUAAUCCGGCACUAAAUCAGAUGGGAAAUAAUGGCUUUUCUUGGAAGAGCAGUAACUCUUUCUGGAUGUUACUGAAAGCAGAUAACAAAAAUCAAAAACAAUCAUGCAACCUUCCCUACAGACCAUCUGUCUUGGCCCUUGCAUUUCUAAGACCAAUGCUCUUUUUCCCAUUGCCAGAUGCCUGAGGUCCACCAAUUAUUGAUUUAGUUUUUUUAUUUACGACUUGAACUACGAAGACCCACAAACCUUUGGGAGGACUGGUCGGCGCUCUAUCCGUUAUUAACAACUAACUUGGGUGUAGAAGCUUCCUCAGAUGAGGAUUUCUGAGACUGGGAGUCAGAGGACGGGGGUGCUGGGCCUCGG